Molecule: messenger RNA, 511 nt
Organism: Ambispora leptoticha
Lineage: Eukaryota; Fungi; Glomeromycota; Glomeromycetes; Archaeosporales; Ambisporaceae
Source: the annotation of a GenBank genome assembly
UAUGGAAAAAUUAGAAACUAUAAUGAAGUUAAUAUCCUUUUAUCAGUCUAAUACUUACAAAGAAUUAGUUUUUUAUGAAAAACUCAAUGAAAAAUUAUCAGAUUAUCAAAUCUUGAUCAUAAUAUGGAAUGUAAUAGCCAAAGCAUAUGAGGAGAAGGAGAAGGAUGUGGAUGAACUUUCAAGAACUUUAAGUAGUGAUAUUAUUGAGAAUAUUACAGUAAUAAUUGAAUUCUUAACUAUUAAACAAAUAAUUAAUCUUAAUAAUCAUCUUAUUAUUAAUAGUUUAGGAAGAAUUCCAGAAGAAGAUAUAGAUGUUUUAGAUGAUGAUCAAACUUCUAUAGAUUUUGAUUAUGUCACAAGAGUUUCAGCUAUGCCAAAAGAGUUUUGGCUAUGUCAAAGAGUUUUGGCUAUGCCAAAAAGAUUUCGGCUAUGUCAAAAGAGUUUUGGCUAUGCCAAAGAGUUGCAGAUAUGUCAAAAGAUUUUGAUAAUAGUAAAUACUAUUUAUAUAUGA